AUGAAUUUAAUAAAAGGGGCCAAAAACAAACCGCAAAAACAUUCGCAAAACAAACAUGUGAACAACAAUGCGAAAUGUAAGAAAAUUUUUAGUUCACACAGAAUUAAACAGUUAGCUAAGGACAAAAAAUUGUUGGACGACGCUUUGUUAGAUUGUUAUGGAAGGUUCAUUGCUUUACUUCCAGAAUUCCUACUGAAGGAUCAUGUGCACUUGUACUUUCAAAUUCAAGAAGCAUAUUGGUGGUACGAUGAUAUGUGGCAGGAGAAAUACCCAGACAAGUUACCAAAAUUAAGUUUAAAAACAUUUGGUUAUUUAAUAUGUGAUGAUUGUCCAAUAUUAAAAAAAUAUGUCCCACCGUCAGCUCACGAGAAGUUCUCCCUAAAUUGGAGAAGAUAUUGUAGAACUAUACCGCUGAGAGGUGCAAUUCUUUUAAAUCAUAAUUUAAAAAAAUGUCUAUUGGUGAAGGGUUGGAGUACGGAUAGCUGGUCCUUUCCAAAGGGGAAGGUCGACGAAUUGGAAGAAGACUCCGUCUGCGCAUGCAGAGAAAUUUAUGAAGAAAUAGGAAUAGACAUAUUCCCAUACAUCGACGAGCAGGUUUUCAUCGAAACGCAUAUAGAAGACCAACCCAUCAAGUUGUUUAUAAUACCAGGGGUAAAGGAAGAAACGAAAUUUCAGCCCAAAACAAGAAAAGAAAUUGGAGCCAUUCGAUGGUUUGAAAUAGAAAAACUUUUCCAACAUAUAAAUUUAAAAAAUAAAAAAAGUAUCCUUUUUGAAAGUAAGAAGGAGCGCAUUAACGAAUGGUUUGUUGGUCCCUUUAUUCCCAAUUUAGUAAAAUGGAUCGAAGUGUUAAAAAAAUCUGUGCCUGCAAAAGAUCUAAAAGGAGGAAACUCCUUUAUACCAGGCAGCAUACAGGCGCAUAAAUAUCAAAUAACUGGCCUUGACCAGGCUGUUAUUAAGAAGCUGCAAACUGUCAAUUUGAACUCGAAGGAGAUAAUAAAUAUUGGUUUGCUCAAAAGCGAUGACGAUUUGGAAGAAUACGAUUAUGAAAACGUGGAUCAAAACAUGGACGAGCAUGUGAGUGAGGAUGUGAAUGACAAGUUACUGCCGGAGGACGUGGAUGAUGAGGUAGUAUCCAAAGAGGUCACCACAUCGUAUGCUAAUUAUAACAGCGCUAUUAAUUUUCCAGGAGUAGAUAAAAAUAGGGGGAGCUUUACCAAUGAGGAAGGUGUUAAGAAUAGCAGCACCUGCAGCAGUGUUAGCAAUAGGAGGAUGGAGAAGGGGAGCAUCGGUCCUAAUAGGAGGCAGACUAGCACAAAUUAUUACAACCAGGAAAUGGUUUCUAUAAAGGGCGAAGGAACUGUCGGCCAAGGUUCACCAUUGUACGAUGGCGUAAAUUGUAACGAUUCGAGGCAUCCUUUGGACCCCACGGUGGAGGAAGGAGCAUACGUUGAAGAAAGUACGUAUAGUAGGAUGGAGAAAGAACUCAUGGGAAAUAAAAAAGUGUAUGAGCAUAUAGACGACGCCAUCGUUCCGUUGAGGAGGAAAGAUAUCUUGUUAAGCAGUUCGUCGCACUAUCCCGAUCGAGCCAUUUUAGGAGAACUAAUAAAUGAGAACAACUCUAGCAACGAUGUGAGGGAUAAUUACCAAAAUAACGCUAUGGGAAGUACGAACAAGAUGAUCAGCACAAAUAGCAGUUGCAUCAAAAGCAUGAAUAAUGAGAUGAAAAAAGGUGGUAAUGGCGGAAAUGACGCGCAUAAGGAUCUGUAUGGUGUGGAGAGUUACCCAUCCCCCAUAAGGGAAGUUAAGAAUAGUGCAAUAAAAAUGCCCGCAAAACAGAACAGUUUCAGGCUUGAUCAUAGCGACAACAAGAAGAAUAGUAUCAGUAUCAAUAGUAGUGGCAGUGGUAGUUACAAUAAGGAGAACAGUAGCAGUAACAAUAACAAGAAUAGGAACAAUAAUAAUAAUGAACCCUACCAUGGGGCGAGCAGCAUUAAUACGUACAAAAGAACUUCCCAUAUGUAUGGUAAUAAUUAUGGGAAGCAUUACGGCGAAUAUGAUCCUGCAGGAGGGAAGGGAUAUCGCUACAGCCUGAACAGGAUGCGAAUGGGGGGACAUUUAUCAGCCCUACGAUUGAAGGAGGUAGGAUUGAGAAGUUUUGAUGAUCAAGACAUGGAAAAGAGAAAAAAUUUCCACCUGCAAGUGUAUGGUAAAAAAGACAAAUUGAAUUGUGAUAAAAAGGAAAUACAAAAUCGAUAUAAAAAAUUAAGUUUGAAGAAUCCUUAUCAUUCUUUAGAUGAUUCUUCUGUGUAUUAUGUACCCACAAAGAAUAGAACGCUAGAUGCGUGUAAUGAUAAAACCUUUGGCGAGAACCGCACCAACGGAUGGAGCGCCGAAGACAUGUUUAAAUUGAACGAGGAAAAAUUUGGCAUUCAUUCGACGUACAAUAUUGAGGAAUACACGACGCCUCUAGUUUAUAAGGAAGAAAAAAUAGGUAGGUAUAACAAGAAUGACAAAAUGAAGGAGGGCAUGAAUCCGCACAUGAUGGGUAGAAGUAACAAGCAAGUGGGUAGAUACAACAUUAAGAUGGGUGAUCGUGCGGAAAGGGGGAACUAUAUUCCUGGUGGUAGAAUAUACAAAAGUAAUAGUAGUAGUAGCAAUAAUAAUGAGAUGAAUGAGAAUAACCCUGUGGAGUGGUCGAAGGGGAGUUCAAUCCAUAGCCUUAAUGAUAACGCGUACAUAAACGUGAACGCCUUGUUGGAAAGCAGAAGCAAUAUGACACCGAACGGUAACCCCCGACUAGUUAAUGAUAAAAAUGGUAAGGAGAGCAUUAGUUGUGUUAGCAGUAAUAUGAGCGACAGUAGCAGGGGAAUGGGUUUAGUGAAGAGUAACAAUGAACGUGUGAAUUUUAUCAAUGGAUAUUAUGUUCAUCACGAGAGGAGUGUCGACGAGGAUCCAAGGAAUGAGAUUCAGGCGGGCAUAUCUGGCAGUAGCCACGUUCACGUGAUAAACGGUAUGAACGGUGUUAGCGGAAUGAACAGCCUUAGUGCAUCGAAUGGAAAAAAUCACCCAAGGAAAAAUGCAAAUGGUAACAUGAAUUCGGCAAUGAGUCAUAUGGAAGAAAGAGGAAGCAAUGUAAAUGAAGACAUGAUCCGAGCUGAGAUGUUAAGGAAGUAUAAGCUGAACGAAGGCUAUGACAUUAUCCAGAGAGGAAAUAUGAGCCAAAAGAAAGUAAACAAUUUUUCCGAUUUCGAUAAGAGUUCCAUAAGAUAUAGUGACAUGAAGCAUGAGAAGAAUUAUAAAAAAGAUACACAGAUGAAUAGUAGUACAAAUGAUCCCUUUUCAAAUGAGUACAUUCUAAAUGGAGCUAAUCGGAAGGAAAAAGUGGAUAUACUAUCGGGCGACGUAAAUUAUAAAAGUAAAAGUGCAUGUUAUGGUGCCAAUUAUAUGAACACAAGGAAAGACAAUAACCAUUUGGUUAACAAGUCAAACGUAGGGGAAUAUUUGAACGAGAGCAUUUUAGGAAUAACAACUGACGGAAUGAGUGGUGAAGGUCAUCCUGAAUAUAGAAGUGUACCAAGUCGCAGCUCCUUUGGAGGAAGCUCAAAUGGGAAGAAUAAAUUAACGCUAUCUGAUUUGAGGAUAAAUAGGGAAGUGAUUGAUAAAAGGGAAUAUUCUCAUUUGGAUGGUGAAGGAAUAGGUCUUUAUAAAAUUAAGGAAAAGGAAAUUCCUUUUUCGAAGAAGACUAGCCAAGACAGCAAUAACAGCAGCACCCAUUCGAAUGAGCCUGGGAAGUAUUUGUUAAAUUUAAUUAAGGGAACGGUAAAAUCAGAUGUGGCAAGCGACCCUAAUGUGACGAAUAACAAUCGUAAUGAUAUGAGCCGGGGUAGUGUCAUGUCGAGCGGUAGUGCGAAACCGUUAAGUGAAAAGGAGAUAUUGUCAAAAUUUUACAGCAAUGAAACGGGUAAUCACGCUUUUACUAAGAAUGUAAACUCGGCGCAUAAUUCCAUGGGGAGCAGGAGGAACUCCAUAAAUAAUGGGGAAAGGAACGAUAAUUAUAGAAAUGUCAUUCCAAAGGAUAAUUUAAAUAUGCAAAAAAACCGAAACAGAAUGAACGUGGAACAUGAUACUUAUGAUGACACUAACAGGCACGACACACAGGAGGAGUCGAAAUUUAACGAGAUGGAGAUGAUGGAAAAAUUGUCGAAGCAUUUGAACAGUUACAACCCCUUCGAGUGA
Plasmodium knowlesi strain H is the source of this 4236-nucleotide messenger RNA. Its product is annotated as mRNA-decapping enzyme 2, putative. The coding region runs from base 1 to 4236 and encodes 1411 amino acids. Gene Ontology annotation, cellular component: cytoplasm. The record is from RefSeq and is a predicted model, not a curated record. The transcript has a single exon. NCBI's taxonomy places the organism in Eukaryota, Apicomplexa, Aconoidasida, Haemosporida, Plasmodiidae. Gene Ontology annotation, molecular function: manganese ion binding; 5'-(N(7)-methylguanosine 5'-triphospho)-[mRNA] hydrolase activity; RNA binding. Gene Ontology annotation, biological process: deadenylation-dependent decapping of nuclear-transcribed mRNA; nuclear-transcribed mRNA catabolic process, nonsense-mediated decay.